AUGGACAUUCUAAGCUCUUUUUUGGCUUCUUUUUUCGUUCUGUAUUCUUUGGUUAUCUCUUUGCCUUUAACUUAUGGGCAGCUUGUUCCGGCAAUGUUUAUAUUUGGGGACUCAGUCGUGGAUGUUGGUAACAACAACCAGCUUGCCACCAUUAUCAAAGCAAACUUCCCUCCGUACGGAAGAGACUUUUUCAACCAUAGACCAACUGGGAGGUUCACUAAUGGCAAGCUUGCUACUGAUUUCGUUGCUGAAGCCCUUAGCUUUACUUCCUACCAACCGGCUUAUCUGAGUAGACAAGCUAGAGGGAGAAACCUCCUCAUCGGAGCUAAUUUCGCAUCAGCUUCUUCUGGUUAUCUUGAUGCGACGGCGAAUUUAUAUCAUACAGUUCCUUUGAGCAGGCAGCUGAAUAAUUAUAAAGAGUACCAAGGAAGAGUGGUGGGAAUCUUGGGGGCAGCCAACGCUACAUCAUUAUUUUCUAGUGGAAUUUAUCUUAUUAGCGCCGGAAGCAGUGACUUUGUGCAGAACUAUUAUGUUAAUCCUUUGCUUCACAACACUUAUACACCUGAGCAGUUCACCAAUAUUCUCAUGCAAAACUAUGAAAAAUUCAUUGAGGAUUUGUAUGGUUUGGGAGCAAGGAGAAUUGGGGUGACGGCACUUCCUCCAAUUGGGUGCUUACCAGCGGCCAUUACUUUAUUUGGGUCUGGAAACGAUGAAUGUGUAACGAGGCUGAAUCAUGAUGCUGUUUCUUUCAACACAAAACUCAACUCCACUUCUCAAAGAUUGCAAAAUAGACUCUCUGACUUGAAAUUGGUUGUUUUGGACAUUUAUCAACCUCUCUAUGAUAUUGUCACUAACCCUACUCAACACGGUUUCUCUGAGGCAAGGAGAGGAUGUUGUGGGACCGGUUUGGUAGAAACCUCCAUACUAUGCAAUCCCUUCUCAAGUCCGACUUGUACAAACGCCUCGGAAUACGUUUUUUGGGAUAGUUUUCAUCCCUCCGAGGCUGCCAACCAAAUUCUUUCUGAUGGUUUGAUCAACGCUGGCCUUGGCCUCAUCUCCUAA
This is a messenger RNA of Morus notabilis, 1062 nucleotides long. RefSeq names its product GDSL esterase/lipase At5g22810. Gene Ontology annotation, molecular function: hydrolase activity, acting on ester bonds. The transcript has 5 exons. NCBI's taxonomy places the organism in Eukaryota, Viridiplantae, Streptophyta, Magnoliopsida, Rosales, Moraceae. Bases 1 to 1062 code for a protein of 353 amino acids. The record is from RefSeq and is a predicted model, not a curated record.